Morus notabilis is the source of this 1943-nucleotide messenger RNA. Its product is annotated as sugar transport protein 10. Gene Ontology annotation, molecular function: monosaccharide transmembrane transporter activity. The record is from RefSeq and is a predicted model, not a curated record. NCBI's taxonomy places the organism in Eukaryota, Viridiplantae, Streptophyta, Magnoliopsida, Rosales, Moraceae. Gene Ontology annotation, biological process: monosaccharide transmembrane transport. Gene Ontology annotation, cellular component: membrane. The coding region runs from base 153 to 1700 and encodes 515 amino acids. The transcript is spliced from 4 exons.
GACAGAUUUACAUAGCUGGGCGGAUGUAACUUGAAGGGGGAAAAAAAAAUACCCAUCUUUCUUUUCUAGUGAAUAUAUAAUUAGGAUUCAAAUAUAUAUUCACUUAAGAACAUAGAGAACUGAGAAAGUUAGAUACUUGCAAGAAAAGAAAGAUGGCAGGAGGUGCUUUUGUUGCUCAAGGAGGGAGGAACUAUGAAGGCGGCGUUACCGUCUUCGUCAUUGUCACUUGCUUGGUCGCCGCCAUGGGGGGUCUCAUUUUCGGUUACGAUCUCGGAAUUUCGGGAGGGGUCACCUCAAUGGAGCAGUUCUUGACCAAGUUCUUCCCAUCGGUACACAAGAAGAUGACAAACGAAAGCGGCGAACAGAACGCAUACUGCAAGUUGGACAGCCACCUGUUUACGCUCUUCACCUCGUCCCUCUACCUCGCUGCGUUAGUAGCUUCCUUCUUUGCUUCCUCGAUUACUAGGGUCUUCGGCAGGAAGCCCACCAUGUUCUUGGGAGGUUUGGUGUUUUUGAUCGGCUCCAUUCUGAAUGGUGUCGCCGAGGGCAUCAUAGUCCUCAUUGUUGGUCGUCUGUUGCUUGGUGUGGGUGUUGGUUUCGCCAAUCAGUCCGUACCAGUUUACCUAUCAGAAAUGGCACCAGCAAAACUCAGGGGAGCACUCAACAUGGGGUUCCAAAUGGCCAUCACCAUCGGUAUUCUGGUGGCCAACCUUGUGAACUAUGGGACAGCCAAGAUCAAGGGUGGCUGGGGAUGGAGAGUCUCAUUGGCACUGGCCGCCGUCCCUGCUAUCAUGAUGACAGUUGGUGCCUUUUUCUUGCCCGAAACUCCCAACUCCAUCCUCGAAAGAGGCAAUCAAGAGAAGGCCAAGAAGAUGCUGCAGAGAAUCCGUGGCACUAACAACAUCGAGGAGGAGUUCCAGGACCUUCUAGAAGCUAGCGAGGCUGCAAAGAAAGUGCAACACCCAUGGACGAACAUCCUUCAACCCAAAUACAGGCCUCAGCUUGUGAUCUGCUCUCUUAUCCCUUUCUUCCAGCAGCUCACUGGCAUUAAUGUUAUCAUGUUCUACGCUCCCGUCCUUUUCCUGACUUUGGGAUUCGGGGACGAAGCUUCUCUCAUGUCUGCUGUUAUUACCGGCAUCGUCAAUGUCGUUGCCACUGUGGUCUCCAUCGUCACUGUUGACAAGUUCGGUAGGAGGAUUUUGUUCCUUGAAGGUGGUAUCCAAAUGAUCAUUUGUCAGAUCGGUGUCGGAGUGAUGAUUGGCUUGAAGUUUGGCCUCAAAGGAGUAGGAACAUUGUCAAGCACCGAAGCCAACCUUGUGUUGUUCAUGAUCUGUGCCUAUGUGGCAGCAUUCGCCUGGUCAUGGGGCCCAUUGGGUUGGUUGGUUCCAAGUGAGAUCUGCCCAUUGGAGAUCCGCUCAGCCGGGCAAGCCAUCAACGUCUCAGUCAACAUGUUCUUCACCUUCAUCAUUGCUCAGGGCUUCCUCGCCAUGCUUUGCCACAUGAAGUUUGGUCUCUUCUUCUUCUUCGCCGGAUUUGUGUUGAUAAUGACAAUCUUUGUGGCCCUCUUCAUGCCUGAAACGAAGAACGUCCCGAUUGAAGAGAUGAACAGAGUGUGGAAAGCACACUGGUUCUGGGGAAAGUACAUACCAGAUGAGGCUGUUAUUGGUGGUAAUGUUGACAAGACCACCGGCCGUGUAUAGAGAUUGCUUCGUGUGGAGCGCUUUAUGUUGUGCUACUUAUUGUAAGCUCAAAAGGUGACAAAGUAGAAGAUUUAAGAUGUUAUAACUAAAGCGUGAGGAAUGAAGGAAAAUGUUUUAAGGGAAGAUUAGAAUUUCUUUUCUUCUUUUUGUUUCUCUUUUUGUCUCCAAAAAUAAAAUGCAAGGAAAUAAUUGAAAGUAUUGUAUUUAAAACUUUUGUACGUCUCCAUUUUGUAAGGACCAAAA